Molecule: messenger RNA, 1425 nt
Organism: Camellia sinensis
Lineage: Eukaryota; Viridiplantae; Streptophyta; Magnoliopsida; Ericales; Theaceae
Gene: CTF7
Product: protein CTF7
Biological process (GO): mitotic sister chromatid cohesion
Cellular component (GO): chromatin; nucleus
Molecular function (GO): protein-lysine-acetyltransferase activity
Source: RefSeq, a predicted model, not a curated record
UAAACACAACAAAACCUAAAAAAGAUCAAUUUGUUCCAAAACUCAACUCUGCUGAGAGAGAGACACAAACGAAAACAGAACACAAAAAUAUGCAAUCAAAGAUCAUUUCAUUCUUCAAAUCCUCUUCUUCUUCUUCUUCAUCUUCUGCACCCAAAUCCCCAGACCCACCUCCCAUUUUCGAUGAUUUAUUCGGCAAUGAAGACCCAAACAAGAAAGAACCAGAAAUUCGCAUCACCUACCAGCGUAGAACUCCAAACCCAGAUAGUGAAGUGCCAAAGAGCUCUGAUUUGGGGGAUUUGUUGUCAAAACCUGUAUCAACUGUACCUAAGAAAAUUUUAAACAGAAAAAGAAGCUAUGCCCAGUUCCAUUUAGAAUUGGGGCAAUCUGAUUUUCUUCUGCGUACAUGUACCACAUGUGGGUUCAAAUAUGCUGCUGGUGAUGAAGGGGAUGACAAGGUUCACAAUACAUUUCACAAGAAUUACACUCGUGGUAUUCAAUUCAAGGGUUGGCGCAACGAGAAAAAUGUUUGUAUGCCUUCACUACAAGGGGGGCGAAUAAUUUUGGUGUUGGAGGAUGAUCCUGCUCCUCAAAGGAACAAGGUUCGGGAGGUCGUAAAAAUGAUGGAGAUGGAGCUUGGAGAUGAAUGGAUAUUUCAUAAGCACUGUAAGGUGUAUCUCUUUGUUGACUCUCAAAGAAUUACCGGUUGUCUAGUUGCAGAACCAAUAAAGAAGGCCUAUAAGGCUCUCUCAAGCUCAAUGGAUGGAAAACCCGAAUGUAUUGUUACAAAGGAAUCAAAACCAAAUUCAACCACCCUUCAAUUCGGUGAAGUGAUUUUUCAGAGAGAAGUAAUAAGAACCUCUUCUGCUACUAGUUCUGAGGUGUUGGAAGGGAACCUAAAUGGAGCAAUACUCUGUGAAGAGGAAGGUGUCCCCGCUCUCUGUGGCAUCAGAGCCAUUUGGGUCAGUCCCUCUAACAGAAGAAAACGCAUUGCAAGCCAUUUACUUGAUGCAACAAGGAGAACUUUCUGCAUGGGAGUCGUCCUCGAACGCUCUCAGUUAGCAUUUUCACAGCCAACCUCAGCUGGAAAGUCAUUGGCGACUAGUUACAUCGGCACUGCCUCAUUCUUGGUGUACAAAACCACUGAUUUGGAUUGCUAGGCCACAUUUACCCAAAUCAUACAUAAAAUUACAAGCUCCAACCAUUAAUGAAUCAAUCUCUUUUUUAAACUUCCAUGCUAUGUUCUAUGGAUCCAUUUGAACCAAAAUGUUGCAUAAUGAAAAUGAACAGGGUGUUUGUCCUAUUCAUUGCUGUCAAGGUUCAGCCUUCUUUUGCCAGAGUUCACUUGUUUAGUACAGUUUCAACAAACUAAAAUAUGAUAAUCAAACAACAGAAGUUAAAAGCAUUCUUUUCAUUGCUUUUCAAUAA